Molecule: messenger RNA, 1050 nt
Organism: Galleria mellonella (greater wax moth)
Lineage: Eukaryota; Metazoa; Arthropoda; Insecta; Lepidoptera; Pyralidae
Exons: 5
Coding region: 168-914 (248 amino acids)
Source: RefSeq, a predicted model, not a curated record
GACGGCAGCUUUCUUUAGUUCCGGAGAGUGCAUGUUUUGUAUGCGGCCCGAUACAUCGACCUCUUCCUUCACUAGACUGGUUCCACCACCACUGGUGACCAUACCGCCGGCGACCGCCGCACCCGGAGGACUUACUAACUUUCUCCGAUAACCUGCUGUUAUAAAACAUGAGGGGUUUCCUGCUCUACCUGUGUGCAUUGACUGCAGUGACAUUAAGUGCUGCUCAAUAUUAUAAUCGUUACGAGAAUGUAAACGCAGAUGUAAUCAUACAGAACGAGAGGAUACUACUCGCAUAUUACAAAUGUGUGAUGGACAAAGGACCCUGUAAUAAGGAUGGCAAGAAUUUUAAAAAAGUACUUCCUGAGACACUGUCGACAGCCUGUGGGCGUUGUAAUCCAGUUCAGAAGAUGGUUGUUCGCAAGUUAUUAAAUGGCAUUAGGGCAAAAAGCGAAUCCCGUUUUCUCGAUCUUCUCGACAAGUACGAUCCAAAACGCACUAACAGAGAUGCUCUAUACGACUUCUUAGCCACUGGUUUACUUCAAGCUCUAUCUAGAAUGUUUGUUCUUAUAACUUUGUGUUUACUUGGAGCCGCAAUAGCUCAAGAAAAAUAUGACUCGAUAGAUGACAAUUUUGAUAUAUCUGAAGUAUUGGGGAAUGACAGACUAUUACAGGCUUAUUCACGGUGUUUGUUAAACAAAGGACCUUGUACACCAGAAAUAAAAAAAGUAAAAGAAAGAAUACCAGAAAUACUAGAGACAAGAUGUGCCAAAUGUACUGAUAAGCAAAAGAAGAUGGGUAAGCAAUUAGUGCAGGAAGUGAAAAAGACACAUCCCGAAAUUUGGAAAGAAUUUGUAGCUAAAUAUGAUCCAAAUGGCAAAUAUCAACAAGCUUUUCAAGAUUUUCUUAAGUCAUAAAUAAAACUUAUAAAUGUAUUAGAAGAUAUAAUUGUAUCUAUAGACAACAAAGGCGGUUUCUAUUUAAUGGUAUAUAAAAUAAAAUAUAUAUAGUUUAAUUAUACCUAUAUUUUAAAUAAACAGAUUUUUAUUUUGA